Bombina bombina (fire-bellied toad) is the source of this 535-nucleotide messenger RNA. RefSeq names its product cytochrome c, testis-specific. Lineage: Eukaryota; Metazoa; Chordata; Amphibia; Anura; Bombinatoridae. The transcript has a single exon. The record is from RefSeq and is a predicted model, not a curated record. Gene Ontology annotation, molecular function: electron transfer activity; heme binding. Bases 58 to 375 code for a protein of 105 amino acids. Gene Ontology annotation, cellular component: mitochondrial intermembrane space. Gene Ontology annotation, biological process: mitochondrial electron transport, ubiquinol to cytochrome c; mitochondrial electron transport, cytochrome c to oxygen.
UGCAAAGCUAACAGAGACAUGGAGGCACCACCAGCACCUUAACAACCAGAUUUAAUUAUGGGAGACACAGAGAAAGGCAAGAAGAUCUUUGUCCAGAAAUGCUCACAGUGCCACACUGUUGAAAAAGGUGGAAAGCACAAGACUGGACCAAACCUGCAUGGCUUAUUUGGACGCAAGACUGGUCAGGCAGAGGGAUUUUCCUACACUGAUGCUAACAAAAACAAAGGGAUAACCUGGAAUGAGAAAACAUUGUUCGAAUACUUAGAAAAUCCCAAGAAGUAUAUCCCAGGCACAAAGAUGAUCUUUGCUGGCAUUAAGAAGAAGCAAGAGAGAGAAGAAUUAAUAGCAUAUCUGAAAGCUUCAACCUCCAGCUAAUGUCCAUAUGUGCUGCCUUAUUUAUUUCUGAGAGGAGGUUGCUGUUAAUAAGAUGCUUUUUACAUUUUAUAUUUUUUUUUUAUUUGUACUGUCCUUGCAUCUUUGAAGAUUGUCAUCUGGCAGAGCAUGUAAACAUAAAUUAUCACAGAAAUUCGGCUAU